Plenodomus lingam JN3 is the source of this 1233-nucleotide messenger RNA. RefSeq lists its product as uncharacterized. The record is from RefSeq and is a predicted model, not a curated record. NCBI's taxonomy places the organism in Eukaryota, Fungi, Ascomycota, Dothideomycetes, Pleosporales, Leptosphaeriaceae.
AUGGCAGAUCUAGAAGCCGCCAUCAACGAUGCGAUUGCUGCUCAUGAUAUACCCGGCUGUGCGCUCACAGUCACCAACCGCGAUGGGUCAUUCACAUAUACCAAGGCCUUCGGAAGUGCCUCAAUGAAAGAGGGCAGCGAGCGACCAAUGCAGCUUAACACGAUCAUGUGGACAGCGUCUUGUACCAAGCUCAUGACCUCUCUUUGCUGUAUGCAACUCGUCGAUCAAGGUCUCGUAUCUCUAGACGAAGCAGUGCACAAACACAUCCCAGAACUGGAGUCCUAUAAGGUAUUGUCUGGAUUCGACGAUAAUGGCGCCCCCAUCGAGACCAAACAGGCCAAGCCGAUUACUCUCCGCCUCCUACUGACUCACUCCUCCGGUUUGACAUAUGAUGCCUUACACCCCAACGCCAUGGCUUGGCUACAAUAUCACAAGCAGCCUUUGCGCACGAGCGGAAAACUCCUCGAGCGCUUUGAGUUGCCACUUAUGUUUCAGCCGGGCGAGAGUUGGACAUACGGCAGCUCGACCGAUUUCGCCGGGCUCAUCGUUGAACGCGUCACUGGCCAGACGCUGGAAGCUUAUAUGCGAAAAAAUAUCUGGGAGCCACUCGGUAUCAAGGACAUGACGUUCCAUCCUUCCUCGCGUCCAGACAUGAAAGAGCGAAUGGCGGAUAUGGCGAUUCGUGAUCCUGCGACAGGGAAGGUACAAAACUAUGAUGGGCCGAUGCCGUGGCAUGAUGGCGAAGGAAAGGAACUCCAGGAUUGUUUCGGCGGAAAUGGUGUCUUCACAUCAGCAGAGGAGUAUGUGAAGGUUCUCAAGGCGAUGUUGACAAAUGAGGAGAAUGAAAAGCUGCUUAAGAAGGAGACGAUGGAUAUUUUCUUCACGCCGCAGCUGGGCGAGAGGAGCAAGAAUACGCUGAAUGCAAGCUUGCAGAAUGAUAUGAUGAAUACCAUGAUGGGUAACACAGACAAGUCCAUCACCAAGGAUUGGGGUCUAGGAGGUCUUUUGAUAGACUCUGAUUCUCCCACAGGCAGUAAAGCAGGGACCAUGAUCUGGGGUGGUGCACCAAACCUAAGAUGGUGGUGCGAUCGCAAAAGCGGACUUUGUGGCUUCUAUGCCGGGCUGGUCUGGCCUCCUGGCGACGCGAAGAUCGGGGUGCUAAACGAGAAGUUUGAGGAGACCAUGUACAAGAUGCUCGCGGAGCAUGGAAAAAAUGGGGAAGCGAGACUUUGA